This is a messenger RNA of Ceutorhynchus assimilis (cabbage seed weevil), 1027 nucleotides long. NCBI's taxonomy places the organism in Eukaryota, Metazoa, Arthropoda, Insecta, Coleoptera, Curculionidae. The record is from the annotation of a GenBank genome assembly.
GUCGUAUUCUAAUUGAAUUAAAUUUCGUUCUGGCCAUCUUUGUCGCACCCAUAUUGUGUGUUAAAAUUAGAAAACAAAGGAUUACAGUGUGUUAGCUGGUGGAACAAUUUAAAAAUCGCAUUUCGGCGUUGUUUUAUCAGUUCGUAAGUUGAGCUUCUAGCUUAUAGAAGUCGUAUAUAGUGUGUGAUAACUUUGUUUCUGGACAUAAAUUGUAAAAACUCUAAUUGAAUUAACGCCGGGUGUUGUUCAGCAAUCAUCACCGUACAGUACACAGUACAGGCAUUUAUUUAAAGUAAAGUGCAUUUAAUUCAAAUAUUACAAACAUGGCAUUAGAAGCACUCCUUGGGAAGAAAUACAAGCUGGCUAGCAGUGAGAAAUUCGACGAGUACAUGAAGGCUUUAGGUGUGGGCCUGGUAACUAGAAAAGUAGGCGGCGCAGUAUCCCCGGUGGUCGAUCUGCAAAAGGAAGGCGAAGAAUACGUGCUUUCUUCCAACUCCACUUUCAAGAACGUCGUUCUCAGAUUCAAACCGGGCGUCGAAUUCGACCAAGAUACUCCCGACGGCAGGAAAGUCAAAUCCACCAUCACCGUCGAAGGUAACACCUUGAAAGAGGUGCAAAAAGCCGGAGAUGGUAAAGUGACCACCAUUGACAGGACUUGGACUGAUGAUGAAAUUAAAAUGGUCAUGUCUGUAGGCGAUGUCACCGCUACCAGAACCUACAAACUCCAAGCAUAAUUAUUUUCCAAGCUUGUUCAUUCCAAACGCUGUCUGAAGCCAUUUUUUUUUAAUAAAAUAAACUUUAGUUUUGUUUUUUUUUUUAUAUAUAUUUUUCUACUACUGAUAGUAUGAAGCAAAUACAAGGUAUUGAUUUAGUUGAAAAAUUCGAAAUUAUUAAUAUUUUUUUUGUAUACCUACUAUAAAUGUAGCUUGUUAUAACUAGAUUUUUGUAUUCCAGAUGAUUGUCUAGUAAAAUUUGCAUCACAAAAAUAUAAGAGUGUGUUUUUUAUUUAAAGAAUCCAAAGAGUUAU